Molecule: messenger RNA, 834 nt
Organism: Suillus plorans
Lineage: Eukaryota; Fungi; Basidiomycota; Agaricomycetes; Boletales; Suillaceae
Exons: 6
Coding region: 1-834 (277 amino acids)
Biological process (GO): vesicle-mediated transport
Cellular component (GO): membrane; Golgi apparatus
Molecular function (GO): small GTPase binding
Source: RefSeq, a predicted model, not a curated record
AUGGCUUAUGUCGCUGUCGACGCAGACGAUCGACUAGAAGAAGGACCAGAGGGUCUCGAGUUCAAAUCUUUCCUUGGAACAGACGCGAGAGCAGAGCAACGAACACAGUCCGGUGCUUCAAACCUUGACCGAGGAUAUCUUACAGAUCACACCACGCACAAAGGCCCAUCUGGGUUCUGGACAGUCGAUUACUAUCAACCAUACUUUGACGUUGAUACUUCGACUGUCUUGAAACGAUGCUAUACGACGCUCCUCCCCACUUCACCUUCCUACCUGACAAUUCUUACACCCAGCGCUGACCUAUACGGCCCUUUCUGGAUCCCAACCACGCUUAUACUGGCGUUAUUUCUGUCUUCGUCACUUGCAGCAAGCAUCUCGUCUUACCUUUCUGACCCGGGAGCUGCGUAUGAGUAUGACUUUGGCCUACUUAGUCUGGCAGCAACGAUCGUGUAUAUAUACACGUUUGCAGUACCUGUUCUCCUGUGGCUCGCGCUACGCUACUUUGGCGUUGGUGAAUGGGGCGUAGCGGAAGCACUUGGUGUUUGGGGUUAUUCGUUAUUCGUUUGGAUACCGGUUUCGAUACUAUGCGUCAUACCCAUCUCUAUUUUACGUUGGGUUCUAGUGGGACUUGCGUUCUGCUUAUCAGGGUACUUCCUGGUAGCGAACGUGUACCCAAUAUUGGCGAUGGCCGAUGCAAAAGCUACUCGCUUACUGAUAAUUGUAGUCGGCGUGCUGCAUGCAGCGUUAGCGUUGACAUUCAAGGUGUUGUUCUUCAGCUACUACGUCGUGCACGAUAUUGGGCCUGGAGCAGACCCCAUACGGAGAUUCAUAUAA